AUGGCAGGUAGAUCUCAAGUUACAAGGACCAUUGCGGCUGUCAGAACGGCCUUGGCAUGGCGGCAGUACAGCUCCAGCUCCACCAGCACGCACGGGCGGAGGCUGCCAUUGGAAACUGAAGCCAAGAAGCGUCCGCGGCGGCGGCGCCGGGAGGCGCUGCGGUUCGACCUCGCCCGGCCUUACACGCGGCAGGAGAAGGCUGAGGUGCAAGACGAAAUUGCGGAAGCUCUAGCCACACUACCUGAAAGACCACCGAAGGAUGGACGAGAGUCGCUAGAUCCAGCAGAGCUACGUCUGAAGUCCAAGGUGGCCUUGCUAUGUGAUCUCCGGCCCGACGCCGGUCCGGUGGAGGUGGCCCAGGUCCUGCGACGUACGCGCGACUGCUACGAAGCGGCCGAACGUGAGGCCAAGGAGGAGUGUGGACGAGGAAUCUCCCUUCAGUUCCGGCGGUGGGCUGCCCAGGAGAGCGGUCUAGCAGCGGUGUUGCGGCGCACUCUGCAGCUGCGUCGGAUGCUGGCUCCGCAGGCGCUGGCAGAUGGGGUGUGCCUGGCUUUGGCUCUUCUUCCAGCCACCGAUUCGAACGCAGCGGAAGCUCUCCUGGAGGCGACAUGCUCUCUGCGACGGACAGUCGGAGCAGAAGAGACCUUGCUCUCGCGUGUCAGUUCGAGGAGACAGGUAGAUAGCCAGUCUGUGCAACGACGCCUUCGCGACGAGGCAGUCGAGCAGCUCAUGCAAAGAUUCACGCCAAAAAUCAUUUGCCUCUGCUUUGUCGGCCUGUUUGGAAUCGCUGUUGCUUCUUUUGCUCUGGUGAUCGUGUUUUGGCGUGCCUUCUUCGCAGCACUCGCCUAUGGAUCUCUUCCAUGCGACCAGCCAAUGCUGAGAUACUACAUGAUCUUCAGCAUUCUCAUAGGUAGAAUAUCGGAGCAGCUCUCCGCAAAAGCUAGCCGCUACAUGCAGGUUCGCGGCAUGUCCACGCGAUCUGUAUGGGUGUCUACGACGUUGACCUCGUUGAUUCCCGGAUGGAUCACGAUGAUGUGGGGCUACACCCUUAUCCAGGGGUCUUCCACAUGCCGGACGACGAAUCCGCACUUAUUCUUUGACACGCGGACCUACGUUUAUUUUCAGAUAGCAGCUUCCUUAGCAUACCUUCUGUUGGGUAUUCCGCUGAUCCUCUUUGCGCAUCGCUUCUUGCUGGCCAUCCGAAGCCUGAAUUCUGGCGAGGGUGUUCGAGGCUGCGCUGCAAUGAUCAAGGAUCUUCCGAAGAUUCCAAGUGACAGCCCGGAGCUCCAGGACCCGGAAGAUGGCAGCAUAAUGGAGUGCAGCAUCUGUUUGGUGUCCUUCUCCGCGCUGACAGUUGUGCGGACACCGUGCAAGCAUUAUUUUUGUGAGCCCUGUCUUACGAAAUGGUGCAAAGCGAAUGUGACCUGUCCCCUGUGCAAAAGCCUCGUGGCAGAUCCGGGCCUCGAUUCGGAAAGGACCGCAAAAAUGCUGAGUGCAGUUGGGGUGUAUCCUGUUCUGCGGAUGUGGCGAAUUCACCGCGGUGAUGCUGCCAGAGGCAACGUGGGAAGUUUGCAGUUCCGACUGCAGUCGCUGUUCGCAGAGAUCUUCCGUCUGUGCUGGGAGCUGCGAAUGCAGUCGGAGGAUUGCCAGGUGCAAGUGGGUUACUGUGUGCCCUUCUUGCAGAGCUGGCUGAUAUGGGCCCGAUGUUACAAGAACAGGAUCCUGCCGGGCCUUCUAGACAGAGCAAACAUCGGGAUCGAGGGAAGCACAAAUGCCGCCGCUUGCCCGAAGCUCGGCAAGGCCAAUGCCCUCGAUGUGAAGACUUGCCGCUUGAUAUUGGCGGAGCUGGCUCGCAGUGAGUUCAUCGGCAGGGCCGAUCGCGAGGCACUGCUGCUCCUUCUGGCCCUGCACAAGAGCGCAUUCGAUCGCACUGCUGUGGCUCUGGGGCUGCCGCAUCCGCUCUAUGACGAGGCUGCCAAGAAGCUCCUGAAGGAGCUGUCGAAGGAUGCUGCUGCUCAGAUCAGCUCUUUGCCAAUGGAGAACUUGUCUCGUCCCGUGUUGGCCAUGGCUCAACUUGGCUCCAUGAGCCGCCGAGCUUUGCACAGCCUUGACGAACGCCUGAAGUCCGGACGACUCUUGUCCUUGUCACCUGCUGCUUUCGUGUCCCUCGCCUAUGCUACGCGCUUGGUGCGCGGGCCAGUUCCUCGAGAGGAGUUGCGGCUUCCGCUUUGCCUGGCCUUCGGUGCCCUCCUUCAUGGCAUGGAGCCGAAACAGGUGGCAAGCUGCAUCGAAAGCUUGAAGGGCUACAGCUACAAGGACUAUCGCCACGUUUUCGAAGCGGCCUAUGCUCGCUUGGCAUCUUCCCUCGAAAGCCAGGCUGCAGGCCUUGGUGACCAGAGGCCAUGGGCGAUACUCACACCAGCGGAGGCGGCUGCAGCGAUCAAAUCGUUCCCAGAGCUGAAGUUCGAGGAUUCGAGGCUUUUGCUUCGCAUGUUGCGAGCACUGAGCCCAUCCCCCCUUCAAAGCAGUUCAAGGCGCCUGGCAUCCCCCGAGUCUGAUGGCGGAGGAGCCGCAGAUCUGCCCACAGAUGCGGUACUUCAACUUCAUCAACCUACGGGUAUGCUGGCGAGGAUGGGCAUGGUGGAGCUGGUGGACAUCCUUGAGGCCUUCGGCCAACAGGGCCUCAUCGGCUGUGGAGCAGUUGCCGAUGCGAUUGUGGCCAGAUACCGCGCCAACGGGGGAAGACUGUCACGACGCAACACAGCCAGAGCUCUGUGGGCCUUGGCGCAGCUUGGAGAGCGGGAGGCGGAGCUGGUGGAGCUUCUCGUUGCUGAGUUGGAGGGCUGGGAGGUGCAGGACCCUCAUGGCACCGAUCUUCGACCUCGGCCUGCUUUGGUUGCACUCUGGUCACUCUGCACACUGGAUUUGGUGCCAAGGGCGGCGGCUAGUGUGGAUUGGCUGUUGACCUUCCUGUGUCGCGAGACAGUUGCGACGUAUGUGCUGGGAAUCCGAAGCCAGGCUUUGCUGCUCUUCGCUUCUCUCGACGCCGUCCGUUUAGUUGUGCCUGGAGUUGCAGCCAGGCACCUGCAAGCUCUGCAGGCGAGCCAUUCUCCUGUGGCAGAGCAGGUGCUGCUGGAAGUCGGGCGUCCAUUGCGGAGUCCGCAGGAGCUGCUGUCGCUCUCGGGUAGUCCGGAGCCGAAGUUGCUCGAGAGCCGCGAGGAUAAGGAGCUCCUGGGCGACUCCAGAGCAAUAGAGGAGAGUGCGACAGACGCGGCAGACAGCGGAGGUCGCUCUCUGCUCGAUGAGCUUGCAAUCCGCUGGGAGAUGGCACGACGAAAACAGGAAAGCGAGGGUCUGUCAAAAGCCAAGCAGCUGCUGGGCUCAGUCUUGGCUGCUUUGAAUACGGCGCAGCUGCUGCGAGCCGCUCCGCAUCCCUUGGGCCGUCUCGCAGCCGAGACAGCGCGUGGCAGUGGCGGCUUCGAGCUCCGGUGGCCUGCAGGCUGCUACGACGUGGACUGGGGGCAUCCUUUCUUCCGCCUGGGCAUUGUGGUGCUCUCACAACGCGACUUUGUCCUGGAGGCCUCUGCAGGCUCCGUUUGGACGACCCCGCGACUCCGGGCCACACCUCGCUUGCGGGUGCAGCAGCUGCGUGAGGAGGGGUGGAGGCUUGUACUCCUUCGUGCAGCAGCAGUAGAUGCUUGGAUCGUGCCAUUCCGUGAAGAUCCAGAUCUUUUCAGCGCGAAAUUACAGGCGCGGGUCGUCCGUGCCAACGCGCUGUACCCGCUGGAAGUUAGGGCCUUGAAGAAGAAGCUGCGGAGGUCCGUGCGCGACGAGGUGCAUGACAGCGAGCUGCGGGAACAAAUUGUUCAGCAGGUGCUGCAACAAUUGGAUUUCAUUUUUCCGGAUGGACUGGUUUCAGGAGCAGGCAGCGUGGGGCAGCAAGAAGUUGCCAGCAGGGCCGUCCAGCUACAAGAGGGAAACAAAGAUCGCCAACACAGCUCAAGUGCUGCCGAACGAAGGAUAUGUCGUCGUUGUCGCUGUCGCCUACCAGCCAGCUUUGUUUGCACGGGACGGCUCGGACAGCCGACCAGGACAACAGGUCAUUGA
Symbiodinium sp. CCMP2592 is the source of this 4107-nucleotide messenger RNA. Lineage: Eukaryota; Dinophyceae; Suessiales; Symbiodiniaceae. The record is from the annotation of a GenBank genome assembly.